AUGUUCCAGAUUUGGGCAAAUUUCUAUGUUUCCGCAGAGAUUUAUAGUCAAGGAGGGGUGGGUCUAAAAGUACGCAAGUCCUACGAAUCGCUCCCUUUCUUCACCGAUUUCCCCCCAACGAUGAACGGGUCUGCUACGACAAUGAAUGGGAAUGGGACAACCUCGACUAAGGUUUCCGUAGGAAUCAUAGGAGCCGGAGCUGCUGGGCUUAUCACCGCGCAAACGUUACUUCAGGACGGAUUCGACGUACAAGUCAUUACGAGGGAUAGAACGACUGGGGGUGUAUGGUCGGAGGAACGUCUCUAUCCCGGACUGACGAUCAACAAUGUCCACGGCGAAUAUCAUUUUCCGCCCUUACCGAUGGAACUCCCUGCCGAUAAAUGGUUGACCGGCGAAGAUCUGAAGAGAUAUAUGCAAGAUUUUACAAACACGUUCUUGCGUGGACGCGUACGUUACCAAACGGAGGUGCUCAAACUCUAUCGGGAGAAUGAUUUGUGGGUAGUGAAAGUCGAGAACUUGACCGAUGGUAGUCAUGAAAGCCUCACUUUUGACAAGAUUGUCCUCUGCACUGGGGGAUGUAGCAAGCCUCAAAUUCCGGACAUCCUUUUACCCUCCAAAGCCCGCCAACUUGGAUUUGAGGGGUUGAUUUUUCACUCUUCUAAGUUCGGAGACGAACUAGAGGGCCUUCUCAAGUCGUCCGAGGACUCCGGGCAUAUCGUUAUCGUUGGAGGAGGAAAAUCUGCUCAGGACAACGCAGCAUACCUGGCCAACGCUGGUCGAAAGGUCACCGUCGUGUACGACAGUACAGAUGCUUUCCUUGCGGCCAAAAAGCCAUUACCCGACUUCAUAAGAAGAAGCAGGUUUUUGUCAGUCAUUGCUGGACACAUCAAUCUCCGCACCUCAUUGGAACGAUUCUUACACACCACUUGGCUAGGUGGCAAGAUAACCCGAUUUAUCUGGAAGCAAAUAACGGAGAGUUCAUUCGACGCAAUGUCGAUACCCAAAGAGUCGCCUUUACGUCUUUCUCGUACUCUCUUCUGGACGAUUCGUGUGGGCGACGCUGGUCUACCUCGCCCAACCUCGUUCUUCAGUCUCGUGAACGAGAAAAAGAUUAAUGUGAUUGCUCCUGCACGGGUUACGGGCUAUGGGGCUAGUGACGGGAAAACCGUCGUAUUGAAGGUGAAUAACGGGACAGAGCUCAGGGCGAACGCUGUGAUUCUCGCCACUGGGUUCACGAGUUCUUGGAGCACACUCUUUGAUGAAAGGACUGCAGAAGACAUCGGUAUAAACAGACACCCGCCCGAUCCACCCGACCCCAACAAUCAAAGCGCUGGCGAAGAAUGGCCUUGGACCUCCCUGGCAAAUCCUCCACCAACACAUAGUCAAGCCGACCAGUGGACUUCUUCGAUUUACCGUGGAAUCGUACCGGCAAAGAACAUUGUCAAACGUGAUUUUGCCAUCAACGGAGCCGUGUUCAACACUCACAACGGAUAUGUCUACGCCGUCACGUCUCAUUGGAUCUCUUCGUAUUUCUUGGUUGAUAAGAUGUUCUUACCGGACCCCGAAGCCGCGCGUAGAGAGACUGAACGGGAGGCUAGGUUUAUAAAAAAGAGGUACCCGGACAUAUUGCUUUGGGUAAACGAGAGUUAUAGCGCUGGGUUAAAGUGCUGGACGUGGCCUCAAUAUACGGAUGAACUGCUCGAGGACAUGGGGCUGAGGAGCGAUAGAAGUGGGGGGAGCUGGUUGACUUGGCCGUUUAAGGUCGUCGAUUUGAAGGAGCUCGCUACGCUUGGAGAAGAACGGAGAGUGAGAAGGGAAGGUGUUUUAGAGAAGGCGUAG
Messenger RNA from Marasmius oreades (fairy-ring Marasmius), 1839 nucleotides. RefSeq lists its product as uncharacterized. Bases 1 to 1839 code for a protein of 612 amino acids. NCBI's taxonomy places the organism in Eukaryota, Fungi, Basidiomycota, Agaricomycetes, Agaricales, Marasmiaceae. The record is from RefSeq and is a predicted model, not a curated record. The transcript is spliced from 9 exons. Gene Ontology annotation, molecular function: flavin adenine dinucleotide binding; NADP binding; oxidoreductase activity.